Messenger RNA from Bactrocera oleae (olive fruit fly), 1189 nucleotides. NCBI's taxonomy places the organism in Eukaryota, Metazoa, Arthropoda, Insecta, Diptera, Tephritidae. The record is from RefSeq and is a predicted model, not a curated record.
UGCUAUAAACACAAUACGGGCGACGGCGAAUAUUCGUCGUACUCGGCGAUGCCGUCGGUGAUUCGAACACACGAUUGUAUACGAAGAUUAACACAAUACGCGACGGCGGCGAAUUUCGCCCACCAUGACGAUUUUUGAUUCAGAGCUAUUUCUAAAUUUAUCGCCGACCGCGGCGGCAAAAACGGCAUUGCCAUAUCAAAGAAAGUUUAUUUUCAGUAAAAUCUUUAGAGUUUUCAAAACAAAUGCAAGAAAAUGUCUGCGCUGGCAAUAUUAAGAUUGUUUCUGUUUGGUUUUAUUUCAAUUUCAAAAUCAAAACAUUGUGAUAUUUUUAAACGCGAAGUACGCACUAGGUGGCUGAAAUGGAUUUAAACGAAAAACUAAUAGAGGAAAUCCGCAAAUAUGAGUGCAUUUACAAUUUAUCCUCACCGGAUUAUAAAAAUGUAUUUAAAAAAACCCAAAUUUGGGAAGAAGUAGCGAAAAUAGUAAAUUUGCCGGAAGAAAAUUGUAGGAAACGAUGGAAAGGACUACGUGACACGUACAAAAAACGUAAACGUGCGCAGCGACUGGCUUCCGGCAGUGGUGCUCCGAUUCCAUGCAAAACAUGGAAAUAUAUGAACACAUUGAGUUUUUUUUACGGCUACAGUGAUUCUCGAGAAACCAUCGGCAACGUGCCUUUUGACGCAAUUAUGGAAGAAAUAGAGUGUUCUACUUCAGCAAGUAUAAGGACAAGUCCUCCUCCAGAAGGUUAUUACACUACUCCAAAUGCGUCAAAACAAAGAAAAAGGAAGGCAGCAAGGGAUGACGUUAACGAUGUGUUCACUGACAUGAUGAAGGAGUGCGUGGAUACUGUAAAAGAACACGAGGAUGCAACGUCACUGUUAUUUAAAAGCUUGGCGAGGAACAUAAGUGAGGCUAACCUAACCCCUCAACGAGUAGGACAAAUUGAGGCGAAAAUAGUAGCCUUUCAUUCACUAUACACGAAUUAGGAAACUAGAUAUUACAAGUGUUUAUCUGAAAUAAUUUUUUUAUGUAUUAUUUUUUAAUUUUUUAGAGCAAUGCGUUAGUCAGCUUAGUAUUUAAUUUGAAUUUUUACUCAUUACUUGUAUAUGUACAUAUUUCUUAUGAAUUGUUUUUUUGUUACACUAUAGUGCAAUUGUUAUUUUUAAAUAAGAACGCUUUUUGUUAUUUU